AUGAAAAACAUAAAAAUCAAUGUAGACUGUUUUAAGAAGUCGGCCAUGUUUAUGGCCGGGUUCAGCCUGUACCAGUGCCUGAGAAUAGCACUAACGGCUUCCAGCUUCGCUCUAAAGAGGUUCGGAAUCCCGAGGAGAAAUGUAGAUAUUUUUAUUACCAAAAUCCACAACUCCAUGGAAGUGGCCAUUUUUUUGGGUAUUUUGAUCGCCACGAUGUACAUAGUCCUGAUUCCAGGGAAGCACGCGAGGUUCAACGGAAUAGUAUCAAUAUUUACAAACUGGAUGGUGUGCCUGAUGUUCUUCGUGGUUCUGGUGGCGUUUGGAGGGAACGGAGAUAAGGGGAACCUGACGAUGUACUACUGGGGCCUGGUCGGCUCGGGCUUCGCAAUGGGCAUGAACCAGUCGAUCGCAAUGGCAGUGAGCGUGGAGAACAUCUCGUACUUCGCAGGCUCAAUCCCGCUGGCAGGAGUGCAGGUCUCAGUGUACCACAUCCUCUUUUUGUACCUCAACAAGGGAAGACCAAACUACGACGUAAACUACUGGAUCCUGGUGCACCAGAUCAUCAUGGCAAUCAUAAUCUCGGGAGUGGCGGCAAUCCUGUGGACGAUCGGAUUCAUAGAGGACCACAAAAUGCAACUCUGCUGCGAGGAGGAAGGCGAGGAUGCGUUAAAGGAGCAGAAGGUAAAGAUCGUGAUACUGGACUCGAGCGAAAAAGACGAGCAAAUUAGUCAAGAAGAAAAAAGGAGCAGAAAAAAAAGUGAAAGGACAUCACAAUUGGGUGCUGAGGCCGAGGAGGAAGACGAAAAUGUUCAGCUGGGCAAGAAGGGCCUGAAGGAGCUCAUAAGGAGGUCCACCCAGUUUCUACAAAUCAACUUCAAACAGAGGUCCAGAAGGUCGAGAGAAAGAUCGAGCGGAAAUAGAUUCAGCCCAGUUCUUUUCCUAAAGGGAGUGUACAAAGCAAUAUCACCAAUCAUGAUGAGCACCGUGGCCAUGGGCCUGGUAUACCUGGUCUUUCCAGCAAUCGCGCCCUAUAGACUGACAAACCUGGACACGGGCCACAAGAUCGACAUUGUAAUUUUAAUCACGUUCGUGGCGCCCGCGCUUAUCAACAUAGCGCUCUGCGCCCUCAAGGUGGGCCCAAACUGCGACUGGGCGGAAUACAAGUUCUGGAACUACACCUGGGUCUUCGCAGUCCCGUACUUCGCAUGCAUCAUCAUGUUCUUCAUACCCGCACACUACCCGGAGGCCAAGUUCUCGCAGCUUAUGAGGUCGAGCAAGUACAUGCUCGGGUUCGUGUGCUUCACGUUCGCACUCUCACACGCAGUGCUGAAGACAGUAGGCUUCACGGGGGCGGGCGUCCAAAACACAAUAAAGCCCGUGGUGAUCACGAACACGGACCUUGACCUCAGCGACGACAGCAUACCGAGCGUCGAGGGUAGCCACAGCGAAAACGGAGCCACUACGGGCAGCCACGCCAAUCGCAAGAGCCGUCGCUCCAGGAGGCGCGGAAGCGGGCCUCAGUCGCCGGGAGGCAAGGGCAGGCUGAGGCCGGAGCCGCGCGACAACAGUCUCAACGGGCAGGUGUCCUCGUUCAACAUUCUCCUGUCGUACCUGAUGCUGGUGAUUUUCGCGUUCAUCGGCGACGGGUACCUCAAGACGCUCAAGGCCUGCGAGGCCAACCGCGCGUUGUGGCCCACUGCGAACAUGAGUUUCCUCAGGUCCCUCGCGUUCUGGGUCUCCAUGGCCUUCAGGCGCGGGCUACGUUCUUUCGGGGAGGUGUUCACUCUCAACGUCCGCGAGCAACUCAUGAAGUGA
Theileria orientalis strain Shintoku is the source of this 1815-nucleotide messenger RNA. RefSeq lists its product as hypothetical. The record is from RefSeq and is a predicted model, not a curated record. The coding region runs from base 1 to 1815 and encodes 604 amino acids. NCBI's taxonomy places the organism in Eukaryota, Apicomplexa, Aconoidasida, Piroplasmida, Theileriidae. The transcript has a single exon.